UAAGAUGUCGCUGUGGUGUUUUGGUGAAGCGUCGGCUUUACCUCGUAAUGUUUUUCCAAUCACAAUGCUAAAUGCAGCUUUUAAUUUUUAAAAAAAUAGUUGUGUGUAUAUAGUGAUAUUUAAAUGGUCAUAUUAUUUAACAAGCUUCUUUUUUAACUGCAUCGCGUGAAUUUUUUAGUUUGAUACAAAAUUUAACCUUCAAUUUUAUUCGUAUCAUCAACCUCUGUGGGUACAUUGGGACAAGGCGUGUAUUAAAUCUUACAUUCAUCACUUGGAAAGAUAGAAGUGAACUUUUUUAUACAUUUAUUUGGUGUAAUUUAUCUCCAGGUUUGUGUGUAAAACAUAAACCAUGAGUAACGCUAUUUAUGUUGCUAAAAGUGAAACAGUGCCCAGUAUACCGAAUGUAUGCAGAUUAUGCAGUGCUGAAGACGAAGAGAAUCUUAUUGAUCUUUUCAAUCCGCAAACUCCAGUGCUUAAUUUCUUCCGAAGCGUAAUUCUGUACGGAACUGGUCUCGAGAUUAAAGAAGAUGACAUUGUCUCGAAGAUGGUUUGCCAAAGAUGUUGCGAAAUUGCAGUUAAACUGCAUAGGUACCGUUCCAAUGCUCUUAAUAAUGACAAAUUGCUAAAGGCACAAUAUGGAAUACCACAACAGUCACCGACCGAGGCAUCGACUGAAAGUCCUUUCAGUUUGUCUAAUGGGCACACCAAAAUGGAAGAUGAAACUGAUUCCUCCUUGCAGAGCAUUAUCAAUGAGAAAUGUGAAAUGAAAGGCGUUCAGCAAGAACCCGCGAAAAUAUGCAAAGAUGUAGCACCAGAACCAAAACCUCCACGUGUAAUUUACAAGCAUCCCUCGGUGCAGAAAUUAUAUAAAUCGUACCCUAAUCUCAUUGUUUCACAGAAAAUCUUUUCUGACGACUUAUCACCUGUGAUAUCAUUAGAUGAAUCUGAAGUAUCAGAUUGGUACGAGAGCCAAUUGGAAAAAAUGAAAAAGAGAUUGUCGCAUAUUACGAUUAAGAAAGUUGCUAAUGAUGAUGGCUCUAUGGGAAAGUGCAAUGGCUCUUCUCACGAUAUAGUCUCACCAAUACCUGCUGUUAUAAACAAUAACAGUGUGUUAGAUAGGCGACCUAGCACAACUUCUACAUGUAGUAAAAAUGACACAUUGUCAAGUAAUGAUGGAAUUAAGUCGGUACAAUCCAAAGCAUCGGAUAAUCUAAAAUCUAAAAAACCGACUGCUAGAAAAAGUACUACAACAAUCGAGGUGAAUGUACCCCAAGAAAAUCGGAAAAGGAGUUUAUCUAGUUGUAGCGGUUGGUCCAUGGAUGACCACUUUGAUGAUGCUCUCAGUACUUCUAACCUGUCAAUCCAUUCGAAAGAGAGCGAUAGUGAUCAACCUAAGAAAAGGCCUUCCUUGUCAUCAUCACUUCCUGAAAAAAAAGAUAUGAGCAGGACAUCUUUCGAUUCUAAGUUUGAUUUCCUUGAUGAUGUCUUUACAGAUGUCAAACCGCAUGAAAAACUUUUGUUAAAGACUGAACCUAAUUCAUCAUCCCAUUUUAAAAUCGAUUUAGCAAAUGAUUUGCCCACUUUUAAAAUCAGUUCAGCAAUGAAUUUGCCUAAUUUUUCAUCCAAUUCUAAAAUUGGUUUACCAAAUAAUUUGCCCACAGAAAAAAUCAAUUUACUAGACAGGUGGAAGUCGCCUGACGAGAGUUCGUCAUCCCAAAAACAGACCCCUGUCAUUUUUCAAAGGGCUAGAAAAAGAACUGCUGCACGUGUAGGAUCUUCAGCUACAAAUAAAAUCAGCAAAACUGAUAAAGUUGUUAAAAAGAAAAAUAAACGAUAUUUUAAUAAGGACAUGCUGACUGAUUUUAAGGAGCUCGAUUCAACGAAUCGCAACCACAUUGAAAGUAGUUUUGAUAGCGAUACCGUUUCAACAAUCGGUGUGGUGGCUGGCAGAUCAACAUCGGAUCAAGAUAGUUUAUUUGUAUUAACAUCCGGAAAGACUUUGGCCGUUUUUAUUUGUGCUGUGUGUAGUUUGGUUUGUGAUACUAAAAGGCAACUCGUCGACCAUGAGAAAACACAUCUUACAUGCAAAUUUUGCAAAGUGAGGAUAAAGAAUUUGCAACUGCUGAUAGAACAUCUUAACGACACUUGCAUUAUUAAUGUAAAGAAACAUGAUGCGCGCAUACAAUUGCUGCGAGUGGAUGAUAAUCCGGCAAUGGUCGAGAAGUAUAAAGAAGCUUUUCAGGCUGACACUGCCUUGUAUGAAGAUCGAGACGAAGAUACUAAAGAUGAAGGCAUAAAUCAUGAUGAUACAUUUAGUAAUGAUGAUUUUGUUCCUGACCUAAAGGAAGAAUGUGAUAUGAGUUUGAUCAAACAUGAAGAAGUAAAAAUUGAAGAUACUAAUGAAAAUGAUAUUAAUGAUAUUAUUUGCCUGUCUGACAACGAGGAAGAGGAUGGUGUUGAAUAUUCAGUCAUUCAAAGGCACACUAUCGUACCCGAAGAAGAAGAGGAAAUACACAUCGACGACGAACUCAAAAUAAUAAAUCGUACCGAUGAUAACGAUAUCUUUUUGUUUGAUGCAAUGCAAAGACAUCAUUCUAGCGAAACAGAAAUGAUUAAAACCCUAUUCAAAAAAUAUUAUCACGGAUUAAUCAAAUUUGACAAACGUUGUCAGACAUUCAGAAACACAAAUAGAUGUGUGAGACGUACAUCGAAUAAUUUAAUUCUUCUGGAACGCAUGCUCUCCGAGUUAACCGUUUACAUUGUAGCAGUCAGUGUGGAAAGCCGACCCAACAUAACUGCGCGCUUCAAUACUCCCCAGCCGCCGGCUACACGUCCGUUAGAGUACUGGGGACACAAAAAAACCACAUGCAUAGUCAAACCGAUUAAAAGCAAACCCAGUCCCGUUAAAUCCAGUGUUGCCGAAUCUAAAUUGCAUGCAAAGCGACCACUUAUUGAAACAAAACACAUAUUAGCAAAUAUGUCGAUAGAAGAAAAAAUUAUUCCAUCACAAAUUUCUACUACACAAGCCAAGCCAAUUUUGACUUCUAGCUCUAGCAUACCCACUUCACUUCAAGUAGUCAAUCCAUUACCAUCCAAUUCUUCAACUUCAAGCCCUUUCCAACAAGUAUUCAUUACUUCUAGCAACAUUUCAUCAAAUACAAUAGUCAGUAGCGUUCCUAUCUCAUUAGUUCCAACUCCUACUGUACAAUUACUUCCUAGUGCAAACGUAAAUCUUAUAAGCACAGUUACCAAAGCUUUAGUUCCGGUUUCUUCCACCAUUUCAACGUCGAUCGUCUCCAAUUUGAUUCAACCUUCAAACCCAUCGACGUCGGGAAUUGAAAAUAACAGUGUAAUAACUAAUAAUGUUACACAAAAGAAUAAAUUUGUGCCGAUCGCACCGAAACCUGACAAAAACCACCUUAACUCAUCUAUAUCUGAUGCUACAAAUACUGCCAACAAGGUGCAAAAAAUUGAAGAAGUGAACCUCUAAAAUAGGACAAAGUGUGUAUUAUUUAUGUUUACAAUUUUAGUACCUAGUAUAGAAUUAUAAUUUAUGUUAUUAAACUUAUGCCAUUCUG
Messenger RNA from Photinus pyralis (common eastern firefly), 3578 nucleotides. RefSeq lists its product as uncharacterized. NCBI's taxonomy places the organism in Eukaryota, Metazoa, Arthropoda, Insecta, Coleoptera, Lampyridae. Bases 350 to 3490 code for a protein of 1046 amino acids. Gene Ontology annotation, cellular component: nucleus. The transcript has 3 exons. Gene Ontology annotation, molecular function: zinc ion binding. The record is from RefSeq and is a predicted model, not a curated record.